Messenger RNA from Daphnia magna, 1309 nucleotides. RefSeq names its product gamma-glutamyl hydrolase. Gene Ontology annotation, molecular function: gamma-glutamyl-peptidase activity. Gene Ontology annotation, cellular component: vacuole. The record is from RefSeq and is a predicted model, not a curated record. Lineage: Eukaryota; Metazoa; Arthropoda; Branchiopoda; Diplostraca; Daphniidae. Gene Ontology annotation, biological process: tetrahydrofolylpolyglutamate metabolic process.
CAAAUUCAACUAAUCGCGUCAGCAGAAUAAACAAACCACAUGAAACUCGAGUCCCUUAUCGGUUUUCUUGUAAGGGAAAAAGGGAUUUUUCAACACAAUGUUAUUCUAUCCACAUGUUUUGAAAACUUCGUGUUCAUCCAAAACUGCUGAGAUGAUAUAUGCCAACUGUCUGGUGGGCAGAGAGAAAUCAGUGUGAGUCGAUCCUUGACAUUGUCGGGAUGUGUGGAACUGGCCCCCUAGUGGCAAUCGCCUUGUGCCUGUUGAUUGCAGGUGUUUUAGCCAACCAACAACGGACGUCUUGCUUCCAUCCGAACAGCAUCCGUUACAAUGUCAACAAUAACCGCCCGAUCAUCGGAAUCUUAUCGCAAGAGCCUUCCAAGUCGAUAGCUUCCGUUUCACCUGAAAGUGUCAGCUACAUCGCCGCAUCUUACGUCAAAUGGCUGGAAGGUCAAGGAGCUCGAGUCGUGCCCAUUAAAGUCAAUCAACCAGAUUCGUACUACAAGACCGUGUUUGACUCCAUCAACGGGUUACUGAUUCCUGGAGGCGGUGCCAGUCUAGUUUCGUCCGGUUAUGGCAAAGCUGGCUCGAUUUUGUACGAUUUAGCCAUCGAAGCGAACAACAACGGAGAUUUCUUUCCCGUUUGGGGCACCUGCUUGGGUUUUGAACUGCUUCUUUACCUGUCAGCUGGCCGGAAGAAUUUCCUGACUCCCUGCAACUCUUACAAUCGAGCUGCUUCACUCAAAUUUAUCUCAGAUGCUUCGGUCAGUCGAUUGUACCAAAGGGCGCCGAAUGACGUACUGAAGACGUUGAGCAAAGAGAAAUCGACAUCGAAUUUCCAUCACUGGUGCAUGACGAAAGAGAACUUGACAGCCUCGUCGCUGAACAAUUUUUACAGACCGUUGGCCACGUCGACGGACGACGACGGCCUGGAAUUCGUGGCCACUAUCGAAGCGAUCGAUUAUCCAUUUUGGGGCGUGCAAUUCCAUCCGGAGAAGAACGUCUACGAAUGGGGUGCCAAUUUGACGUCAGUACCUCAUUGGCCGAGUGCCAUCAAAGCUGGCCAAUAUUUCGCCGAGUUCUUCGUCAAUCAAGCCCGUAAGAGCCAACAUCGUUUCGCCUCUAGACAGGAAGAGGCCACUUACCUGAUUUACAAUUACGCUCCACUUUACACGGCCAACGUGUCCAGCAGUUUUCUCCAGUCGUAUUUUUUCGAUUGACUUGCUGGCGUACGUCCAUCGACGUGCAGAUAAUGCAUUAUCUGUGUAAAUAUUAAAGUCCUGCUGCAUCAAUAAAUGAUUGAUCAAUGACA